GCAUUCUGGGACAUCACACAGCUCCGAUGGGGGGAAAUGCCUGAAGCCUCUGCAGUUUAAACUGGAUGUGCGUUGGGAUUAAACCGCAGGGUAACGGCGGAGUCCGCUGGACUCGACUGUGUCCUUGAUUAUGGGGUAUUAGUGCGCGAGCAAGACUAGAAUAUAUACAUUAGGAAUAUGUGCGUUAGGAAGGAAUAUGAAUAUUAGGAAUAUUUGCAUUAGGAAUAGGUGUCUGUAUAUGUAUACUUGGAAUAUAUGCAAUAGGAAUAUAUUCAAAAGGAAUAUUUGUAUUAUGAAGGAAUGUGUGCGUUGGGAAGGGAUUGUAACUCUGUGUGCUGAGCUGUGUAGAUGGUGCUGAGUGAGAGGGUGGGCUGUAGUCAGUGUGGUGGUCCGUUAGGAGUGAUCGAUCGUGUCUCCAGGCUGUGGAGGUCUCUGCCGGACUCACACUGAGAAGCUCAGCCCUGAGGAGAUGGACACCAGAUAAAUGGGUCGUUUAAGCUGGGCGCAGCCCGCGUGCUGUCGGGUUGGCAGUGUCUAGCGCCAGCGCUGCAGGACAACGGCAACAUGAACGGCAGCUCGGAGCAGCAGGACAUCCUGCCCCCAAACUGCAUGGUGAAGGACCGCUGGAAAGUGCUGAAGAAGAUCGGCGGUGGGGGCUUCGGGGAGAUUUACGAGGCGCUGGACCUGCUGACCCGGGAGAACGUGGCGCUGAAGGUGGAGUCGGCCCAGCAGCCCAAACAGGUGCUGAAGAUGGAGGUGGCCGUGCUGAAGAAGCUGCAGGGUAAAAACCACGUGUGUAAGUUUAUCGGCUGUGGAAGAAACGAUAAGUUCAACUACGUCGUCAUGCAGCUUCAGGGUCGUAACCUGGCGGAUCUGAGGCGGAGUCAGCCUCGAGGAACCUUCACCAUGAGUACCACUCUGAGACUGGGCAAGCAGAUCCUGGAGGCCAUCGAAGCCAUUCACUCAGUGGGCUUCCUGCACAGAGACAUCAAACCGUCUAAUUUCGCCAUGGGGAGACUUCCGUCCACCUGCAGGAAGUGCUACAUGCUGGACUUCGGGCUUGCGCGACAGUACACCAACACCAACGGAGAAGUGCGACCGCCCAGAACUGUAGCUGGUUUCCGUGGGACUGUCCGGUACGCAUCAGUGAACGCCCACAAAAACAAAGAAAUGGGCCGCCAUGAUGACCUGUGGUCACUCUUCUACAUGCUGGUGGAGUUUGCUGUUGGUCAGCUGCCCUGGAGAAAGAUUAAAGACAAGGAGCAGGUCGGUCAGGUUAAAGAGCGCUAUGACCACAGGAUGCUGCUGAAGCACAUGCCUUCAGAAUUCCACAUCUUCCUGGACCAUGUGCUGGCACUGGACUACUACACCAAGCCUGACUACCAGCUGCUGAUGUCGGUGUUUGAGAACAGUAUGAAGGAGCGAAUCAUCACUGAGAACGAACUCUAUGACUGGGAGAAAACAGGAACAGACACCAUGCUGACGUCCAACAGCGCUACGCAACAGCACACACGGCCGACUGCGGCGAUGGUCGGGGUGUUAAAUAUGACCCCUGUCCCGGGUGACCUUCAGAGAGAGAACACUGACGACGUUCUUCAGGACGAGCACCUGAGCGACCAGGAGAAUGCUCCCCCUGCUGGGCGGCCGGAGAGCGCCCCGGCGCCCCCUGAUGGAGACGGCUGGGAGGACACCGACUUUAACCGCAACAAACUCAGGAUCAGCCUGAGCAAAGGUCAGGAGGAAGAGGGUAACCGGGGGGUGUGUCCUGUAUCACCGCAGAGGGGCGGAGGAGGGGCGGAGUCUCCCAGUGCACAGGUGCGCUCUCUCAGGUCCAGGAUGGACAUGCUCGGUUCUCCAUCUCGUCACCUCUACUCCUCCCAGCCUGCCCAGAUGCUGUCCAUAGACGGUUGCCGUGGUGACCGUGGCCGUAACGAGGCCUCAGCGUCAGUGGACCCGGAAGCCCACAGUAACGCCUUCAUCCGUUCCGUACCGCUCGCCGAGGAGGAGGACUUCGACAGCAAGGAGUGGGUCAUCAUUGACAAAGAGGCGGAGCUAAGGGACUUCCAGCUUCGCCCAGGCGCAGAGCCGACCACCUCCGGCACCACGGAUGAGGAACCGGAGGAACUACGCCCCCUGGAGGAGGGCGAGGAGCGGCGGAGACAUAGGGCGGGGGACCAGGCGGUCCGGCCUAAACUGAGUCCGGGAGAUCGGAACACGCGUCUGACUGAGGGGGAAGCAUCCAGGAGGAGUGGGCGGGGCCAGUCCACAUCAGCUGACAGUCCGGCUCAGUCACCGUGCCACUCCCUACCAUCCGGCCGAGCGAGAAGAAGAGAGUCGGAACCCAUGGGACCUCACAGACAGGCCUCAGUCCCGAGUGAACCAUUGCUCUCUCCGACUGACUACCGGACCAAGGCUCCGUUCUCCGAGAAAGAGAUGUUCCACAUCCUUCCCAAGCUGCAGGCCAAGCGGGCUGACUUCCUCACGGUCAUGCUGACGGGGAGCCUGCAUCAGCGCCGUGCCUUCAUCGCCACGCCUCCAGACACCCAGGAUGAAGGACCGAGGGAUGAUGAUGUGACCAAGAGCGACUCGGACAGUGGGGAGAGUGAGAAGAGCACAGAGCGAAGCCAAGAUGGAGCUCCUUCCACCUUACUGGCCGACGAUCCUCAGAAGGGACCCAAGGAACCUGGUUCAGUGGCUGAAGUUGACCCUGAUCAAGAGGAUAUCUCCAAAACACUCGUUCUGUUCUCUCCAGGAGAUAUGAGGAAGUCCCCGAAUUCUGGGGAAGUGGUUGAAACAUGCCAAACAGCAGUUACCACAGAAGUUCCUCAGGCUGAGAAAUCUAUUGAGAAAGCUGUGAUGGACUGUCAACCUUUGGAGGACAGUCAACCUGUACAAGAACCCUCGGUGAGCCAGUUUAAGACAGCUGAUCAUAUAGUACCCAUUUUAGUCAAGCAGAAGGGUAACCUCCCAGUUCCUGUACCAGUCACAACAGCUUCUGCUGCAUCUCCUCCUUUCACCAAAGUGGAGCGCACCUUCAUCCACAUCGCUGAGACCACACAUCGCAAUGUCAUGUCUUCCAAUGGUCCACAGGUCCAAGAGUGCAUCCCUGAGGUAUCAGCUGCUGUGGAAGACUUACCAUGUAAAGGGGAGCCCCAGAAGGGUAAGAACAGUGUCACAACCCCUUCAGAACCAGAAGGACCAGGAGGCGUCCAAUCUGAAAUCUCCUCUCAGACUCCCACUGAGGAACCGCAAAUACUUACUGUGCUUGAUGGAACUGUACCUGUCCAGAUUGGCAACACAGAGGACAUAAUUAUCCCUCCUGUUUCUUUGGAGAAACAGGAGCCCAUCCAAAGAGACAGAUCUAACAAGGGGAGUCAGGAACCUUUACCAGAGCCACCCAAAGAAGAGUCCCAGCAGGGGACAUCAGAAGAUGAUACAGGAACAAAAAAUGUCAAACAUUCCGUAUCUCCCCGGCCAAAGAGCAGAAGCCGCAUUCCCAUCUUGGUGUCGGAGGAGGAUGCUGGCAUGGACCAGUCCCUUUCCACCCGGGAACGGAUGUGGAAGAAGGCCAAGCAGCAGGACCUGGCAAGACUGGUUGUCGAAAGGCAGAGACAGGGUCGAUGGAUGAGGCUAAACUCUAGGACUUCUUCAUCUAUGUCCUCAGGGGAUGAGCCUAGGAGAGCCUCAGAGACUCUGUCCACCACUGGAUCAGAGGAGGACACUCACCAAUCAGACGAUUCCCUUAACAAAGUCAAGAAGGAAGUGGGGGAGCAAGGGCGUGAUGCGUGGCGCAGCAGGAUCCCUCGACCUGUUACCCCAAUCAGGAGACCUUCAGCUAAGCUUUUAGUGACUGUUCCUUCUCCUUUAACCUUACCAGGAACCAGCACAAUGAAAACAGCACAGACUGCUAGCAAUGGGCCCAAAGCUCUGCAAUCGGGACCACGUGUCAUUGGUGGUCCUGUGAGAUCCAAAUCCAUGCUGUCCCACUGCACCCAGCCCGGGGGGAGUCCGCGCAUGCCACUGCGCUGCAUCUUCACCACUUCCCGCCGCAGUUUAAGCACAGCCCAAUGCACUUUCACCUCUGCCCGGACCACCAGCCCCUCCCCCCAACGUCCAGCUCUCCGGACAGCUGUGAUGGACCCUCGGAGAGCACCACUGGCCGUUUGCAGCACUCCGGCGCCGUCCGUACGGCCAAGGACUACCGCAGCCUCUCAAACACAGACUGUCUCUCACAGCAGGAACCGAACCAAAGCCCCCGCCUCCACUAAGACCACCACAAAGGUGAAAAAAGCACAAGUGACGCUCCGGCUGCAGCCAGAUAAUACACUGCGACUGCCUCUUCACUCGGAUUGACUUUUGUUUUGCUUGACUUCAAAGUAUUGCCUCAAAAA
Molecule: messenger RNA, 4391 nt
Organism: Pygocentrus nattereri (red-bellied piranha)
Lineage: Eukaryota; Metazoa; Chordata; Actinopteri; Characiformes; Serrasalmidae
Gene: ttbk1a
Product: tau tubulin kinase 1a
Exons: 15
Coding region: 565-4353 (1262 amino acids)
Biological process (GO): peptidyl-serine phosphorylation; peptidyl-tyrosine phosphorylation; signal transduction
Cellular component (GO): nucleus; cytoplasm
Molecular function (GO): ATP binding; protein serine/threonine kinase activity
Source: RefSeq, a predicted model, not a curated record